This is a messenger RNA of Rotaria socialis, 4890 nucleotides long. The record is from the annotation of a GenBank genome assembly. Lineage: Eukaryota; Metazoa; Rotifera; Eurotatoria; Philodinida; Philodinidae.
AUGCCACCCAAGAAGAAAAUUCAACAACGUCAUACAACCGACUCCAAUGCUCCGUCUGCUGAUCAGACAGUUCUUCGACCAGAGUUCAUAGCUCUGGAACAGAAAAAAAACGCUGGAGAAACGCACAGAGGAAAAGGACUUCAAGAGACUACACACGGACCCUAUUUUGAAAUGCAACUUCUUAUGCUAACAUCAUUGAACAUUUUUAAUAUGAAUAAGAAACAAUUUUAUAUUGCACCAGGAUACAAACAAGCUAGUGAUUUUGACGAUGUCACACUCUUUUAUCGUGAUGGUUCCUCAGAGGAUUUCGAUUGCAUACUUUUACAAAGUAAGCAUUCUAGGAAAGAUCGACAGAUUGAAGAGAAAGAUCUUACAUUGGAUAAUGGACCUUUUUUUUUGGCAAAAUAUUUCAAGUCUUACAAAGAAGUCAUGGAAUGGAACGAUCGGCGUUUGCUUGGUCAUACUGACGUACGCAAGCAUCGAUGCACUGUAAAAUAUGCGAUGUUGUGUAGUAAUUGUAGCUUAGAUCCGUCAUUGAUUAACCACAAAGGUAUCACGGAAUUAAAAGAUCCACCGAAAAAUAUAUUUCACGAUGAUAUUUUGAAGGGAGUAAAAUUCUAUCAAUUUAAUAAGUCAUUUCUUGAUGAAAAGAUCGGAGAUAAUUCACAAGAUUUUUGUGAUCAUCUUAUUUAUGCUUUACAAUUUCCUAAAAUUGAAGAAAUGAAUUCAAUUCUAUCAAAUCGUUUGUGUGCUAUUAUUAGCAAAUUGUAUGAUGAGCCAUCCAACAAGACCAAUAGACCACAUCGUGAUGAAAACGUAUGGCUGGCUAAUUAUCUUGGCUGGCUCUUAAACUGUUUUGCAAAUGUUAUCAAUCCGGAUCAAUGUUGUUAUAUAGAUCGUAUAAAAAUCGACACCAAAUUGAAACAUAUGCUUUCCAAUGAAAAAGUUCUUAUUUAUAAUACUCUUACAUAUCGUUUAACAAAAGAAUCAAUUUUUGGACAAAUCCUUCCUGUGAGAAGAUGGUCUGAAAAAAUGGGGUCCUUUCUUGAAGAUAAGAAUAUAUCUGUCAUUUGUUGUUGUGUACCGGAUGGACAGCCUGUUCGAUGGACAACAGCGCAACUUUAUCUUUAUCUUACUGGCUCGGAUAUGGCAACUGAAGAUAACGUAUUUAUUCUUGAAUUCAACGAGGCUGUGAAGAAAAACGAUGAUUUAAAGCUAUUGGCAUCUGAAGAUAAAAAGUAUUUUUUUAUAAUUGAGACAGAAGAGACAAUUUCAUCGUGCUCCAGAAAAAAAUUUUGCAUCAAAAAUAAUUCAUCAUCAAAAUUUUUUAUUGUUAAUAACUAUCAUGAAUGUGAUAAUUGUGUAGGAUGUGAUCGCCUUCAUUAUUCUCAUCUUCGUGAAUUUUCAGAGAAAUUGAUAUCUCUACCUUCAAAUGAACGUAGCAUUUAUUUACAGGAUUUCAUUAAGCCUAUGGAAAAUAAAAAAAUAAAAACUGAACUAAUGAAUACAAACGUCAUAAAGCAUUUAUUGUCAACACAAGCACUUACGAUUAAAAACUCUCCAGUGUCGACGCUGUCUGCAAUUUCAUUACUUCCGCAUAUUUCUCGUAAAUUACGUCUGUACAAUGGACUUGAUGUAAAAGAAAUCAUAAAAACUCAGACAACGUUUAACAAAAACGAAUCCUGUAUUUUUGUGUACAAACAGAGUGAAUCUCAAAUAAUCGAAUUUAAUGAUAAAUCUCAAUUCAAGUCACUAAAUAAUCCUUCAAAAGAGCAAAUAGAAGAAACCAUCUCCACUUUAAAAGAUUUUGCAUAUAUUCAUUUGAUUGAGAUCGAAAGUUCUACAAAUGAAAAUAUUGGAAUCUUGAAAAAGACAAUUGGUAAUAAGACAUCAUCAAUAGGCUCGUGUAUAAAUCGUUAUAUCAAUACAAAGUCAUGGGAAAUUAUCGACGAUGAUAAAUUUCUUCUUAGGACUCAUAUUACUGUUUUAGCAGCUGAACCUGGAAUGGGGAAAUCCUAUUUUGUUAGAUGGCUACUAUCCAACCAAAGGCUGCGAUUCUUUAAUGAAGAUCUACCCAUAUCAACACCAACCUUUGUAUGGAAAAUACUUGUUGAUUUGAGAGACUAUCAAGAAUUAUUUGUGAAAACUAAUCAAAUAGAAUCAUUGGAGAAUGCUGUUAAAUUUCUUGUUACCAACUUUGAUGGUAAUGAGGACGAUAAACAGUUGUCUGAACAUUUUCUUCUGCAAUUUUUAAAAGGGCUCUCUAAUGAGCAUGCAUUAAUCAUCAUUUUGGAUGGGUUCGAUGAAAUCAGCGUAGAUGCUCAAAAAAAAUGUAUUAAAUUGAUACAGUCACUGAAUACGAAUACGACGCAUUUAAUAAGAAUCAUCAUCACAACUCGAAAAUAUGCUCUUAGUAGUUUAACAGAGGCUCUUAUCAUAAAUAAAUACGAUUUCGAACCGAUUACGAAGCACCAACAAAUUAAUUAUCUUAAUGAAUAUUGGCAUGGAUUAAGAGAUAGAGCAGAAUAUUUUAUCGAACGUCUUAAUACAUAUGUCAACAACACAGCGGAAAGUUUACUUGGCACGCCAUUGCUUUGCCAAAUUAUUGCUGUAGCCUUCGCAUCAGUUGAUAAUCAGCAACCAAAUAGCAAUGCUAGUGGUAAUGAUCAUAACAAUUUAAUAAAAUUGAAUGUGAUAACAAUUUUCGAUAAAUUUAUUGAGCGACAAUAUUCAAAAUUGUUAAAUAACUAUCAUCUAAACACGCCUAAUCCAUUUAGCAAAUCUAUGUUCGAUUGUUUCAUUCGUGUUCAUGCCAGAACUGCUUUCUGUGUAUUACGACCAAAUAUUUACCAUCUUUGGUUUGAAGAAGAAGAGGAACUUCCGGCAGUGACCGUAUCAGAAAUAAUUAAUGUUGGUGGUAUCGCCGAAUCGAUUGGGAAUCCCAAGGUUAUUCAUUUCAUUCAUCAAACAUUUGCCGAAUAUUUCGAAGCAAAAUUGUACAUUAAUAUCUUAUCUAAAUCAAGAAAAGACAAAGAUCCAUUAGUUCGUGAUUGCAAAAAUCACUUGAAAUAUGCGAUGCUCUGUCCAGAAUAUAAAGUAACAAAACUCUUUUUAGAUAGUUAUUUUGAUAUUGCACAUCAUCCUGUGUUCCAUGAUCAAUGGAUAUCAAUAACAGAGAGCUGGUUGUUUGUACCACCUUCAAAAAAGAAUGGGCCGAUUAUAUGGUGGGAAUCCCCUCCGCCAUUAUUCAAUGCACGAAAUAAUGAACAGAAUGUGAAUGAUGAUUCGAAUUAUUUUGCUUCUUAUAAGGUUUGGUUAAAUUCUCGUGAUAUCAAAGGCCUUAAAAAAUUAUUUAAAUUUGGAGAGUUCUAUAAUCGUGCCAAUUAUGAAGAAGCUGUGAAACUAAUAGCCAAUGAAACAAUGGAUAAUCAGCAUUUUACAAUGGCUAGCUCUCUAUGCCAUCAUCUAUUUCUAUUAUUGAAAUCCGAUCGACAAAUCAUUGUGGGUGAAAUUCGUAAAAGCGUUUUGAAGAACGAUUUAAGUAACGAAUCGUUCGAAUUGAGAGUGUGGUUGGAAUUAUACUCGUAUGUAGACGAAAUGAACGUAGAUGACACAUCAGAACCGCGGGCAUUGUUCCAUAAGCAUAUUUGGUUGUUUAAUACCGUGUUUCCUAGACUAUUUUCGUGUGAUCGCGAUGAUGAAUAUGUUUCUGCAUCAUACAAACAAUGCACAGCUCCGUGUGUGGCUGAUUUGUUGCUUGCCACUGACAAGGAAGGUGAUAAAUUUGUAGCUCAGCAGAUGAAAAACAUACAAUCACUGGAGCGUGAAAUAAAUACGAACUGCAUUUCUCUUGUAACAAAAGUGGUACCAAGUGUAUGCAUAAACGUGAAUCAGUUGUUACGUGCUAGUUCAUCGUCACCGUCUAGAAUUUCAAAUGAAUUUAUAUCUUCUGCAAUGAUUCAUGUAUAUGCUCUAGCAGAAAAUUAUUUGAAUAAAUGUGCUGCGAUAGACAAGUUGAAUAUUCUAUGGAACAAACGAAAAGAAGAUCAACAAUAUUUUAUUGAAUAUUUGUUUAGCACUCAAAGCGGCUGUAGUCUGGACACUUAUUUAACGACCAUCACAGAAAAAAUAACCGAAUCAGUCAAAAGUAAAUGUAAAGAAGAAGAAUACUAUUCACCACUGCAUACAUUUUUCGAGCCAUUCUUUGGGGUUCAUUUAGCUCGUCUCUCUGAUGAGCUGCUAUUACUAAUACCUGACAUGAUUAACGGUCUCAUACGGCUGGAAACAGCUGCCGAGCGUGGUCUAUGUCAACAUGAAACUUUGCACGUUCUCGUAUCGAAACUAUUGACGACGCUUGAUUGGGCAUUCCCGGAGAAACAAAUGUUGGUACAUAUCGACGUUCCGAUAGCUUUAAACUUUUUAUGCGAGCUCAUGAGUGAAAAUACGUUAAGAUUUGAUCCUCCAUUGAACCAAUGGUACAAAAGCAUUAUCACAUUGAUUCAGAGAUGUUUAGAUCAAUUAUCACAUUCAGAUCAGCCACCACCCUACACAAUUGAAUCUGUUUGUCAACUAUUUUUUUCAUUUGCUAGAAGAUCAAAUCUUGCAAUUAUCGCCGAUAUCGAUGAAACCAAGUUUGUCCUUCAUCAAACAAUGAAACCGGAACAAUUCUUGGCUGAAAUUAUCGCUAACAAUUCUAAUCAGUUUAAAAAUAUUUCAGAAAAGAUUCACAUCUUGACGAAAAAUGAUAAUGGCACGAAAGAACAACAAUCAGUCGAACAUUUUUCUGGUACCAGUGAGAAUAUUAGUGGUCGAGAUAGUGAAAUUGAAGAUAAGAGCUAUGCAGAGAGCGAAUUCGAUACCGAUGCCAACACAGAAGAUGGAAAUGAUUGA